Chrysochloris asiatica (Cape golden mole) is the source of this 2484-nucleotide messenger RNA. RefSeq names its product tumor necrosis factor alpha-induced protein 3-like. Gene Ontology annotation, cellular component: cytoplasm; nucleus. The record is from RefSeq and is a predicted model, not a curated record. Gene Ontology annotation, biological process: cell migration; protein K29-linked deubiquitination; cytoskeleton organization. Gene Ontology annotation, molecular function: DNA binding; zinc ion binding; K63-linked polyubiquitin modification-dependent protein binding. Lineage: Eukaryota; Metazoa; Chordata; Mammalia; Afrosoricida; Chrysochloridae.
AUGACAAGAUCAAACACUGGGGUUUCCUGCAGGCAGGUAUAUAGAAGUUGUGUCGAAUUUGGGCUAACGGAAUGGGUUUUUUCCCUUCGUCUUCAGGUGUUGAAGAACACAAUGGCUGAACAACUCCUUCCUCAGGCUCUGUAUUUGAGCAACAUGCGGAAAGCUGUGAAGAUCAGAGAGCGAACUCCAGAAGAUAUUUUUAAACCUACCAAUGGGAUAAUUCAUCACUUUAAAACCAUGCACCGAUACACCCUGGAAAUGUUCCGAACUUGCCAGUUUUGUCCACAGUUUCGAGAGAUCAUCCACAAGGCUCUCAUCGACAGAAACAUCCAAGCCUCUCUUGAAAGCCAGAGGAAGCUUAACUGGUGUCGAGAAGUCCGGAAGCUUGUGGCUCUGAAAACAAAUGGGGAUGGGAACUGCCUGAUGCAUGCUGCUUCUCAGUACAUGUGGGGUGUUCAAGACACAGACUUGGUCCUAAGGAAGGCUCUCUGCAGCACGCUCAAGGAGACUGACACACGCAACUUCAGAUUCCGCUGGCAACUGGAGUCUCUGAAGUCUCAGGAGUUUGUGGAAACGGGGCUUUGCUAUGACACUCGGAAUUGGGAUGACGAAUGGGAUGACGUGGUCAAAAUGGCAUCCACAGACACUCCCGGGGCCCGCGGCAGACUUCAGUAUCACUCCUUGGAAGAGAUACACAUCUUUGUCCUGUGUAACAUUCUCAGAAGGCCCAUCAUUGUCAUUUCAGACAAAAUGCUGAGAAGUUUGGAAUCCGGUUCAAAUUUUGCUCCUUUGAAAGUUGGCGGAAUUUACUUACCUCUCCAUUGGCCUGCCCAGGAAUGUUACCGAUACCCUAUCGUCCUUGGUUAUGACAGUCAACAUUUUGUACCUCUGGUGACCUUCAAAGACAGUGGACCUGAAAUUCGAGCUGUUCCACUUGUUAACAAAGACCGAGGGCGAUUUGAAGAUUUAAAAGUUCACUUCUUGACAGAUCCUGAAAAUGAGAUGAAGGAAAUGCUACUAAAAGAGUACUUAAUAGUGAUAGAAAUCCCCGUCCAAGGCUGGGACCUCGGCACCACCCAUCUGAUUAAUGCUGCAAAGUUGGAUGAGGCUAACUUACCAAAAGAAAUAAACCUGGUCGAUGAUUACUUUGAACUCGUGCAACACGAGUACAAGAAGUGGCAGGAGAGUAACCUGCAGGGACAGAGAGAUGUGCACACCCAGAAUCCUCUGGAGCCUUCCGGACCCCAGCUUUCUCUCAUGGACCUAAAAUGUGAAACUCCUAAUUGCCCUUUCUUCAUGUCCGUAAACACACAGCCGUUAUGCCAUGAAUGCUCGGAGAGGCGGCAGAAGAAUCAUCAUAAACCCCCAAAGCUGAACUCUAAGGUGGGCCCUGAAGUACUCCCUGGCAUGGCCCUCGGAGCCUCCCGGGGUGAGGCCUGUGAACCUGUGGCCUGGUGCCCUGAGGAGCCCACUGGUGGGCCUCACUCAGCCCCACCAACAGCACCGAGCCUUUUCCUGUUUAGUGAGACCACCGCCAUGAAGUGCAGGAGCCCCGGCUGCCCAUUCACACUGAAUGUGCAGCACAAUGGAUUUUGUGAGCGUUGUCAUAAUGCCCGACAGCUUCGCAGCAGCCACGAUGUGGACCCCAUGAGGCAUUUAGAUCCUAGCAAGUGCCGAGCUUGCCUCCAGGAUGCCACCAGGACGUUUAAUGGGAUCUGCAGCACUUGCUUCAAAAGGACUACGAUGGAGCCCUCCUCGAGCCUCGGCUCUGGCGUCCCUCCUUCCUAUCACCAGCGGUCCAAGUCCGAUCCGUCCCAGCUCAUACAGAGUCUCAGCCCACAUUCUUGCCACAGAGCUGGAAGUGAGACUCCGCCGGGCUGCCUUUCCCAGGCUGCACGGACUCCUGAGGAUAGGACUGGCACAAGUAAGUGCCGAAAAGCCGGCUGCCUGUAUUUUGGGACUCCAGAAAACAAGGGCUUCUGUACACUGUGUUUCAUCGAGUACAGAGAAAACAAACAUCUUGUUGCUGCCUUGGGGAAAGCCAAUCCUACAACCUCCAGGUUCCAGAACACAGUUCCCUGCCUGGGGAGAGAAUGUGGCACCCUCGGAAGCAAGAUGUUUGAAGGAUACUGCCAGAAGUGUUUCAUCAAAGCUCAGAGUCAGAGAUUGCAUGACGCCAAGAGGACUGAAGAACAUGUGAGGUCCAGCCAGUGCCGAGACAUGCCGCGCACCACCCAGAGCUCCUCGCGGCCCAAGUGCGCCCGGGCCUCCUGCAAGAACAUCUUGGCCUGCCGCAAUGAAGAACUCUGCAUAGAAUGUCAACACCUCAGCCAGCGAGUGGCCCCAGCACCCCAUCGUGGGGAACCCGCUCCAGAUGAGCCCCCUAAGCAGCGCUGCCGGGCUCCCGCCUGCGAACACUUCGGCAACACCAAGUGUAGCGGCUACUGCAACGAGUGUUUUCAGUUCAAGCAGAUGUACGGCUAA